Molecule: messenger RNA, 746 nt
Organism: Westerdykella ornata
Lineage: Eukaryota; Fungi; Ascomycota; Dothideomycetes; Pleosporales; Sporormiaceae
Exons: 1
Coding region: 143-628 (161 amino acids)
Source: RefSeq, a predicted model, not a curated record
UCGCCCUCCGCUCGACUGCACGACAGCGGCACGACUCCACAAUGCACGCCGGUGCGCCACGCAGCCAUUCCAUCGAUCUCAUGAAAACGUACCUUGUUGGUAGGCGCAGGCGCAGACGCAGACGCAGAGUCAGUUGUGAUUGAUGAUUGCGUCCAACCCAACAACGGUCGCUCCCCAACAUGAUCGAAGUGACGUGGGACUCGGCACAGGGGUCUGGGGUCUACCUGCUGGUCGACAAGAUCGCCCUCAACACCAGAAAUGCCCAUGUUGGCGUUAUUUUAUUACUCAGGGGCACAAGCAGAUCGCCCGCCUUCCGGGGUUACACGUGAUUGUCGCAACGACUCUGCCGACCAGGUUGCUAGGCUGGUCUCCAUGGGCCUUGACUCUUUCCUCCCGAACGAACCGCCAUCAUUUCCAUAUCGCGGACCUCACCGGCCUCGCCCUCCCACCUCGUGAGCCUGUGACUGCUGAGUCCAGCGAACCCGAGUUCCCACGUACCAAGAUUCUUGCCAUCAUAUCAACUAUUAGCCGGUUUAGGCUGUACCAUCCUGCCUCGUCCGGAUUCGCUCCAUUUUCCUUCAAGUCACGCCAGAUCCAGCAUCUCGACCUCUGGCUCUCCCAACAGUGAUUAUGUACCUCUGCCAGUGCGCCCUUGCUUAUGGAUGAGGCACGUCCAUCUAUCGUUGAAGGCUGACUGCGGAUACGCUGCAGAAGUUUGCACCCAAACACUAGCAGUCGUUCCCUUU